GAGGAAGAGGCCGCGGCCGCCCCGGGCCCGCCGCGAUGGAGGCGCUGCCGGCGCCGCUGCCCGCGGGCUCCCCCGCCGCCCUGCUGCCCGCCGCGGGCCCCGCCGCCGUGACGGCCAAGGGGACGACGCCGGCGGCGCCGAGGCAGACGAAGAAGAUCCUGGAUGAGGAGGCCUACAUCGAGAGCUUGGAGAAGAUCAUUCAGCGGGAUUUCUUCCCCGACGUGGAGAAGCUGCGGGCGCAGAAGGAGUAUCUGGAGGCUGAGGAGAACGGCGACUUGGAGAAGAUGAGGCAAAUUGCCAUCAAGUUUGGCUCCUCCUUGAACAAAUCGUCGAGGGACACACCUGCACCCUAUGUUACCCCAGCCACGUUUGAAACCCCAGAAGUGCAUCCAGGCGGCCUUCCACUGGGAAGUAAAUCCAAAGGCGGCAUCAAAUCUUCAGAAGAAGGAGAUGCAGAAAAAGAUGAUAAAGAUGCCCUUCCCAGCCUGGACACCUUCCUGGCCAAGCACACGAGUGAAGACAAUGCUUCGUUUGAGCAGAUCAUGGAGGUGGCCAAGGAGAAGGAGAAGGUCAAGCACGCGUGGCUGUACAGUGCAGAGGAGGAGUACACUCGGCGACAAAAUGAAAACCUGGCACUUCCUUCAGCAGAGCAGCAAGCUCUGGAGAAUGUGAAAGCUGGACUGGAUACCUGGGAAUACACGGCUCGGAACACCCUCAUGUAUUACCCAACAGGUGUACCUGAUGAGAGUGACGUCUUUAAGAAGCCCAGGGAAGUUGUCCAUCGAAACACCCGCUUUGUGAAGGACCCUUUUAGCCAAGCUGUGAGCAAAUCACAGCUCCAACAAGCUGCAGCCCUCAAUGCUCAGUACAAACAGGGCAAAGUGGGACCAGAUGGGAAAGAACUGAUACCCCAGGAGUCUCCAAAAGUGAACGGAUAUGGAUUUGUGGCUACCCCCUCUCCUGCCCCAGGUGUGAAUGAGUCUCCUUUUAUGACAUGGGGUGAAAUCGAGAGCACCCCUUUGCGUCUGGAAGGGUCAGAAACACCCUAUGUGGACAGAACACCUGGACCAGCCUUCAAGAUCCUGGAGCCUGGGCGUCGGGAGAGGUUGGGACUCAAGAUGGCCAAUGAGGUGGCAGCUAAAAACCGAGCAAAGAAGCAGGAGGCACUUCGAAAAGUGACAGAAAACUUGGCCAGCCUCACUCCAAAAGGACUAAGCCCAGCAAUGUCACCAGCUUUGCAAAGACUGGUAAACAGGACUGCAAGUAAAUACACUGACAAAGCCCUGCGAGCCAGCUACACCCCCUCCCCGGCCCACACAGGAACUCCUGGUUACAAGACCCCGGCCAGUGGGCCCCAAACACCCCAGGGCACCCCACAGUCUAGGACAGUGUCUCAGACACCGGUAUCUCAGGAUACCACAUCGAUCACGGACAAUUUACUGCAGCUUCCUAAAAGAAGAAAAGCAUCUGAUUUCCUCUGAAUAUUCCAGUCACCAGGAAGGUGGUGGUGACCUGGCUGGGCUCAGGACUGCAGACUGGUUGUUGGAAACUGAAGGGAAAAUGAAGAUAAUUUUCUCUGUUUGUCUGUUUAAGCUGGCCACGCAUUUGAAUUCGUUUCUGUACAGAUACACCUAUUUCUAAAAUGGGCUAAACCUUCCUAAAAGGCUGAACUGGACUUUGUUCCAGCUUGUCAAACUACUUUGAGUUUGUACUUUGCAGAAGAGGGGACACAGCUGUGUAUACUGAGACAUGACAGAAUUUUGGAGAGGUUCUCUUGAAUUUGAAUUUAAACUGCUGCAGUUCACAAGUUAGACCAACUUUGUGAUCUUGUUAAAACCAGCAAUCCUUAAGAGGAUCCCUGUUCCUCCUCCACUCCUUACACUUGUGCAGAAUGGGAUUUGCCUUGCUGCCUUUGCUCAGGCUUUUCUUUCCACGGGUUUUGGGCUCGCCCUGUUCUGCAGCUGGCAGAGGGGAAGGGACCAGAUUUGUUUUUAUAGCUGCUCUGUCUGUGACUCAAAAGACUUGAUGAUAUUGAGGAUCACAACACAAGGGCUGGGGACAUUCCUGGGUCAUCCACCAGGGUGACAGUGCCAUUCUGGAGAACAGAAGUGGUACUUCUGAUAGCCACACUGGGGCUUUUGUUUGGUGUUUUCCUCACAUUCUUUGAAACUUUUGGCUAAUUUUUAGAACUAGGAAAAAAAAAAAAAAGAAAAAAAGCGAAGCAAUUUUAACCAUUCGUAGCCUGCACUCAGAGCUGCGGUUGCUCCAGUGUGAGCUGGCCUUUGUGUGUGGGAUGAGCCCUUGUGUGGUGUGAUCCAGCCCGGAGAAGCACCGUUCACCGUUUAGAAGGAAGCAGAAGUGGCCAGAUGUGUGCACUUCUUGCACCACACCUGAGUACAAGACAGCCUGUGUAAUGCUUGGCAGUGUUGACAUUUGCUGUAAUCACGUGAUGUUUUACUGGAGGAACAUCCAUGGAAAGUCUUAUGCAGCUCUGAGGAGUGUCUGCAGCCUUCUCUAAGGUCUGGGGUGUUGGAUGUUGUGUUUGUCUUGGUGGAGAACUUCCCCUUCUGUGGUUUCCCCUGCCACUUCCAAAACUUGUGUCCCUGACUCCGAAAAACCCUUCCAAGGGACUUGAGUUUUAUAGUGCACCUUGUAAAAAUAAAUUGAUCAACAUGGCAUUUCCAGGAAUCAUGACUCAAGAAAUUAAUAAUUUUUGCCUUUUUAGUCCAGAAAUAAUUGAAGGCUAAGUUUUUUCUUUAAGCAGAAAAAUUUAUUCUCAGGGACCACUGAAUGAACAUGAAAGGAAUCCACUUACUAAAGUUUCUGUGCUUUUGGAGAUGUCCUUUAAGAACAGAACUGGCUAAAUACCAAUCAAGUUCUUAGGUAAUUUCAAAUACUAAUUAUUUAUCUCAUAGUGAAAUGCUUAUCUCCAUUAAACACAGGAGCUCUCUGCUGGAGUACACAGGCAGAUGGUCAGGCCCUGGCCUGGAGUUUGAGUCACUAAGGGGACCGGGAGCAAGGAGUAGAUGUGAGAUUCCAACCCGUUUGUGGGUGUGGCAGUUCUCUCCUCUGAGUGUGGGGUGCACGUGAAGACUGGGCAGUGUUUCAGGGACCGUGGAUGAGGAGUACACAUGGGUCAGGAGCGGGAUGUGACGUGUCUGCCACGGCAUUUUAAACUGGUUGUGCUUGUACCAAGGUGUAGCUGGGAUAAUAGAAAGGGAAAUACGAUGUCUGAGAGUGGUUAGUUCCGUGUUGUGCAAUUCGUGCCUAAAAGCAGAUUGCAUUAAAUAUCCUGUGGAUGGUGUUGGUUUUGUGUUCGCCCUCAAGUGAAUUAACCUAGGCAGCUGUACUAAAAUCACAGUCUUGAUUCUGCCACACUGAAGGGCCUUCACAUGGUUUCUGGAAAUGUAAUUUAUUUUCAGUUGAAUGCUAUAAAACUGGAUCUCUUGAAGGGGCUGUAGUGCUCUUCAGAUUGGCUGUUCCUGUAACGCCUGCUGUAAUGUCUGGUCUCUGCUUCCUGCAGCAGCUCAGCCCCUGAUAUCUGUAAUUAGGGAAUCAGUAAAUAUUGCCAGAUAUUUUUGCUGCUGUAGCAGUGGCAGAUAAUCUGCCUUACAGGGCCAGAUCCAGUGGGAAAAACCAUCUUGGUUCUUGA
Molecule: messenger RNA, 3652 nt
Organism: Myiozetetes cayanensis
Lineage: Eukaryota; Metazoa; Chordata; Aves; Passeriformes; Tyrannidae
Gene: ESS2
Product: ess-2 splicing factor homolog
Exons: 10
Coding region: 36-1481 (481 amino acids)
Cellular component (GO): catalytic step 2 spliceosome
Source: RefSeq, a predicted model, not a curated record